Messenger RNA from Coregonus clupeaformis (lake whitefish), 525 nucleotides. Its product is annotated as mannose-specific lectin-like. The record is from RefSeq and is a predicted model, not a curated record. Bases 90 to 446 code for a protein of 118 amino acids. The transcript has 3 exons. Lineage: Eukaryota; Metazoa; Chordata; Actinopteri; Salmoniformes; Salmonidae.
UAAAACAGGACAGCUCUUUACUAUCCUCACUUUACCGGGAGCACCAGUCUCAUCAUCAGUCAGAUCCACUUAACAACAACAAGCCUAACAUGAGCAGGAACUAUAUGUCCAAGUAUGACGAGAUGCGGAAAGGAGACUACAUGUGGUCCAAUAACAAGGAAUACAAGGCAAUUUUUCAGGAGGACGGCAACUUUGUCAUCUAUGGCUGGAGGCAGAUGUGGUCCUCUGAAACUCCUGGCAUGAGCAACGCCUACCGUCUGUGCAUGCAAGACGACGGCAACUUCGUCAUGUACACGAGGGACAACAAAACCAUGUGGCACACCAACUCCCCGAGGACUGACGGCUUCAAGAUGUGUCGCAUGUGGCUGCGUAACGACGGCAACCUGGUCAUCGAGAAGGACGGUGAGGAGGUGUGGAACUCUGCCUCCUCCAAGGGUCAGAAGUGAAGUGUUCGACUGCAGCUCCUCCAGAGAGUUGAGAAACAACCUUCAACUUACAUCUUAGAGGAGUGGUCUCAACACUCGC